CAUCAAAGGAAGUGAAGUUUUGUGUAGCUGGGGAGUGGCUUGUUUAGUUUUCAAAGAAAGUAGAUCAUUAGAAACUAUAAUGGUAAAUUUACGACGAAUAGUUGAGCUAUAGUUACAUAUAAUUUGUCGUACCGUCUUCGAAAGUUGGUCUACGUCCUUAUCGUGUAGACUUUGGAAGGGGAGCAUCAUAGAGGAACAAGAACGUAGGUCUUAUUUGGUCCUCAUCCCUGUAUCUACACAGCCUCCAGCACCCUAACAGAAGGGUCAGAGCGACAGCGCCGGUACUGAAUCAGCUGUUGCACAUCUUACUCUUGGGGCUGGACCAGUAAAAGAAGGUUCCAGAAGACAAAACCAACCUAACUCACCACUCUUACACUCCAACAAUGUCCUUAGCUCUCAAACAAGUCUUCAACAAGGACAGGACAUUCCGGCCCAAGCGAAAAUUUGAGCCCGGGACGCAGCGGUUCGAGCUGCACAAAAAGGCGCAGGCGUCUCUCAACGCAGGGCUGGACCUGAAGCAGGCGGUGCAGCUCCCCCAGGGCGAGGACCUGAACGACUGGGUGGCGGUGCACGUGGUGGACUUCUUCAACCGCAUCAACCUCAUCUACGGCACCGUCAGCGACUCUUGCACGGACCAGUCCUGCCCGGUCAUGUCGGGUGGGCCCAAGUACGAGUACCGCUGGCAGGACGAGAACAAGUAUAGGAAGCCAACCGCCCUGUCCGCCCCUAAGUACAUGAACAUGCUGAUGGACUGGAUCGAGGUUCAGAUCAACAACGAGCACAUCUUCCCCACGAACAUCGGUACACCCUUUCCCAAGACAUUCAUGCAGGUAGCAAAGAAGAUCCUGUCGCGCCUGUUCCGUGUUUUUGUGCACGUUUACAUCCACCACUUUGACCGUGUGAGCCAAAUGGGAGCCGAGGCCCAUGUCAACACCUGCUACAAACAUUUUUACUACUUCGUCACCGAGUUCAACUUGACUGAACACAAAGAGCUGGAACCACUGAAAGAGAUGACCGCUCGCAUGUGCCACUGAGAGAGGAAAUCAAUGACCACGUCCAUCGCAUUGACCCCAGGAGGAAAAGAAACAAAAAAAAAUCUUCAAGAGUUUAUUUUUUAUAAAGACAAUUAAUGCAUACAUAUUUAGAAAAAAAUGUGAACGUCAAACUUUAUGUGUCGGCAAGUUUUUUUAACUCAGUAUUAUUUUAUGUUAUUGUUGUUGCAAUAUUUGUUAUGGAUAGUCUGCAUUAAAAGCGAAUGCUAACUCUU
Clupea harengus (Atlantic herring) is the source of this 1267-nucleotide messenger RNA. It is a transcript of the gene mob3a, whose product is annotated as MOB kinase activator 3A. Lineage: Eukaryota; Metazoa; Chordata; Actinopteri; Clupeiformes; Clupeidae. The record is from RefSeq and is a predicted model, not a curated record.